GGCAGGCGGCAGCGCAGAGCCCGCACCGGCCCCGCCAUGGCCUCGCUGCUCAAGGUGGACCCGGAGGUUGAUUCCUUCAGGGAGCGGAUCACAAGCGAGGCUGAAGAUCUGGUGGCAAACUUUUUUCCAAAGAAGCUUUUAGAGCUCGAUGGGUUCCUCAAGGAUCCUAUCCUGAACAUUCAUGAUCUCACUCAGAUCCAUUCAGACAUGAACCUCCCAGUGCCUGACCCAAUUCUCCUCACAAACAGCCACGAUGGACUGGAUGGGCCAAAUAUGAAAAAGAGGAAGCUGGAAGAUCGUGAAGAGACCUUUCAGGGUACCAAAGUGUUUGUGAUGCCCAACGGGAUGCUGAAGAGCAACCAGCAGCUGGUGGACAUCAUUGAGAAAGUGAAGCCAGAAAUCAGGCUGCUAAUUGAGAAGUGUAACACGGUGAAAAUGUGGGUGCAGCUUCUCAUCCCCAGGAUAGAAGAUGGAAACAACUUUGGUGUUUCUAUUCAGGAGGAAACAGUCGCUGAGCUUCGAACUGUGGAGAGUGAGGCAGCAUCCUACCUGGACCAGAUCUCUAGAUACUACAUCACAAGAGCAAAGUUGGUGUCCAAAAUAGCUAAGUACCCUCAUGUGGAGGAUUACCGCCGCACGGUGACGGAGAUCGACGAGAAGGAAUACAUCAGUCUGCGCCUGAUCAUUUCAGAGCUGAGGAAUCAAUAUGUCACUUUGCAUGACAUGAUCCUUAAAAACAUUGAGAAGAUCAAGAGGCCUCGGAGCAGCAAUGCUGAGACCCUCUAUUAAGUGUCAACGUUUGAACUUGAGAACUGUUCAGUCAACUCAAGACCGUCAUUGCCUUGGUUUGUUACAUGACUAUCGAGAUGGGAAACUGGCUGGAAAUAGUAUUGCAUUCUUAGUUAAACUCUAAAGAAAUUCUUGCCUAGUUUUGUGAUUGGUUUUGUUCAGGUCUCAGGAGCUCUCCCUCCCUCUAUAACUGAUAAUGAGAAGGUUGUGGUGCUUUGGGGUGCCCUGGGAGCUACUACAGUGAGAGCAUCAGCCAGGCAAGAACAUUCCUUCAUGCCUUUUGUCCUACCUGAGUAGGAACGAUGCUAGAGACCAAGCCCUUGUCCUGUCCCAUCUCUUGGCUGGAAGCUGGACUGGGCUCUCUUGGUUGGGGGCAAAGCCAGCCUGGGGGGGUGUGGAUGUGCAGCUGCCCCUCUCCACUCGUGCUCUGCACUGACCAACUGCAAGGAUGGGGACCCUGCCCCUCUGGGAUGGUGGCAGCAGCCAUGCUCCAGGGCCACCAGGCUGUCUGUGCUCCUUUUCUGGCUCUGCAGAGCCUGCCCUGGCAGUUCUGGUCAGAUCUGUGCAGAGCACCAGGUGGUGCUAGAGCUUGGGCUGGUGCUCUCCUGGCUGGUCCUGAGCUCAGGUGGCUCCUGCUCCUGUUUUACCAUUUGAUUAGAGCCACUUUCCUGGCUAACACCAACGUUACCUCCCAUACAUCCCACUGCCCCAUCAGGGUGAGGUGCUUUUUGCCCCAGCUGAGAGAGGGAGGGCUGUAGGUCCCAUCCUGAAAUCCCAGUAAUCCCCAGGGUGGUCACCCCAGACCCACUGGUGCUUGGGGUGAGGGUGGCUGCCAACCCCCCAGUAUCCCUGCAGACCUGGUGGUCUUUUUCCCCCCUAGAGGGCACACUCCUGUGCCUGGUGACUCCUCCAAGCUGCCAGAACAUUUCAUGGUCCAUUACAAACCCCUUUGGAAAUGACUGGUUGUGUUGCAUCAGUUUUUGUGUGUGGCAAGUGGGCCCAUAACGCUGCAGGCUCCAGAAUUCUCUUAUUUAUAGUAUUUCUACUUAAGUCCCCUAUUCAGGGAACAUGAAAUCAUUUGUUUCAGGAACCUCACUGUUUCCUGGGUCUUGCUGUUACACCCAUAUAUUCUUAUUGUGCAGUAGCCUUAAUAGUUGUGUUAACCUCCUUGUAACAACAGUGACAAAUGGAAUGAAUUUUCUCCCCCCCCCCUCCCUGCCCUUUUUUUUUUUUUUUUUUUUUUUUUUCCUUUUUUACUUUGUUUUUGUUCCUCCUGCUUCCACACCUAAGAGCCACCUUGUCUCUUGCUGGUUUCCCAGGGAUCUCCCCAGAGUGUGGAGGGCUGCUGGCCCUUGCUUUAGACUCUUCUGUUGUUGUUUGUAGUAAGUCAACUCUUAGUCUUCCCGCUAAUAAAUAUUCAGUAACAAACCAACCGUGCUCUGGCUGCUGUCGGGGAGCAGCACUUCCCCUUGUGUUCCUUUGUAUUGGUUCCCUUAAAUUUGUUUGGCUCUCUCUGCCAGAUGAAAGUAUGUAAACCUUUACCAUGUCAAGAAAUUAAAAUAAGGUACUUGGAA
This is a messenger RNA of Calypte anna (Anna's hummingbird), 2363 nucleotides long. RefSeq names its product proteasome activator subunit 3 (gene PSME3). Gene Ontology annotation, cellular component: proteasome activator complex; nucleoplasm; cytoplasm. Gene Ontology annotation, biological process: positive regulation of endopeptidase activity; regulation of G1/S transition of mitotic cell cycle; regulation of proteasomal protein catabolic process. The record is from RefSeq and is a predicted model, not a curated record. Bases 37 to 789 code for a protein of 250 amino acids. Gene Ontology annotation, molecular function: endopeptidase activator activity. Lineage: Eukaryota; Metazoa; Chordata; Aves; Apodiformes; Trochilidae. The transcript has 11 exons.